AUGGGGAUGACAAUGUGGCCCACGGCGUUGAAAUGUGCAAAACUUUUGGGCAAUCUUGUUCAGACUUUGGCAACUCAAUUUGAAACUGCUGAAAGUGCCCAUAGGCGCGAGCACAGCCUUUCCGCCGGUGCGAAAAAGGAUAUGAUAUCGGCCCACACUGGGGACUUCCGGCGCAAAGGCCUGACGGUCAACACCACCGCGGAGCUCCGCACCAAGUUGCGGGGGCUGGACCUGCCGUCGUCUGCGAGUUUGAGGACGAUCGUGCUCUCCUCAUAUUCCACCUGGGCGGCCAGAACCAUCACCCUGAAGGGGGGCCGUGCUGCGUCGGCCGGGGAGGGCAAAGUCAAGGCACCUGCAUCGCGCGGCGGCCCGGAUGAUUCGACCGCCAGCGACAGGCAUAAGACAGCUGUUCACCACCAGGUGUAUGCGAUUGAUAAGGGCAUGCCCCAUGGCCUUACACUAGGCGUCUCGAAGCAUUUCUCGCUGCCUAAAAAGCCUGGCAUGCCUAUACCAGCUCCCAUGUCUUCAUCCCUCACGCAGAUCGGGUCUGGGAAACUGGCCAAAGCGCACGCCAGGCUGUCCCUACAAUCAAUUUCUCUGAGAGAUGGCAGCGAGGGAACGUUCACCAUCGACCGAACAAUGACCCGAUCACGUCUCCUGCCGUAG
This is a messenger RNA of Aspergillus clavatus NRRL 1, 666 nucleotides long. RefSeq lists its product as uncharacterized. The record is from RefSeq and is a predicted model, not a curated record. The transcript has 3 exons. Lineage: Eukaryota; Fungi; Ascomycota; Eurotiomycetes; Eurotiales; Aspergillaceae. The coding region runs from base 1 to 666 and encodes 221 amino acids.